ACCCAAAACAGUGAAGUGUCAGUGCAUGACUGCAGCGUCAAUGUAGCAGGUCUCUCUGCACAGCUCUACUAAAACACAGUGCUUUCCUCUGCCAUUGACAAACCAUGACUCCGUCAUAGCCCUCUCCUGUAAUGGGAAUGGAAACACACUAGUUCAAGGAGUGAAAUAAAGCUUUCCACUGCCAUCAUGGGAAAUGUAAUAAAAGGCCAAGUAACUGAGAAUCGCAAUGCGACGAACCGCACUGACGCCUCGUUGAAAGCUACAGAUGAUGAGACUUUGGUGGUCAUUUCCGACUACCCACGCCGAGACGUAAGCGAGCCAAUGUUUAGAAUCGGUGAGAAACUCAAGGUUCUGGCUCAGGAAUCCUGUUGGUGGAGAGUUCGCUCGUUGCAAACUGGAACUGAGAACUACAUCCCGAAUAAUCAUGUGGCAAAGGUCUAUCAUGGAUGGCUGUUCGAAGGAGUGGGGAGGCAAAAAGCAGAGGAGCUGCUACAAUUACCCGGCAACACUGUAGGCUCUUUUCUCAUCAGAGAAAGUCCGGGUCAGCGAGGUGUGUAUUCUCUAUCUGUGAGACACAGAUCCAUUAAGCAUUAUAAGAUCUUGCGUCUGGAUAACAGCUGGUACUACAUCUCUCCCCGUCUCACCUUCCAGUGCUUAGAGGACAUGGUCAACCACUACUCAGACUCUUCAGAUGGAAUCUGCUGCAUUCUCACAGCCCCAUGUUUGGCUCUAAACAGCACUGCCCCAAGUUCAGUCACACAAGCACCCCCUGUGGUGAUGCGCCGCAACUUUAAUUGGAGAAAAGUGGACAGCUCUCAGCUGCUGAACAGUGAGAAUCAUGGCAGUGUGGACAGUAGGAGCAACAUGGUGAGCUACGGGGUGAGAAGCAGCAUCGCUGCCUAUCUGUCCAUCGCCGAGGAAGAACAAAAAAAAACCACACGCAACAAGAAGGGCUGGACCGUCUAUGGGGUGCCUCAGAACAGCUAUAUGCACGGAGAAGACACCGAUUAGGAGAUUUUUCUAUUUACCUUUGCAGUACAGAAAAAUUACUGAAGGAACUGGUGGAUUUUUCUUCAGACAAUAUGAGCAAUAACAUUCUGUGAUUCUGAACCUUCCAGAUGAUCGUAUUUCUUUUAUAUUGAGACGCAAGGAAGAUGAUUAUUGAAUGUCAUCGACUUUAUUUCAAUGGCACUUUAUUUGAAAUGGGAGACACAACAGCGGUUUACAAAUCUAGAUUAUUCUAAAUUUGCUUCGCGUGUACUUUUUCAAGCAGGUUUUUCUUUCUUUUUCCUGUUUACGGUUUUCUGUUGUUCUUUUUUAAUGCUGAAUUGCAGUGGAGGAACUUUACUGCACCUUUGUCCAGACAAACACCAGCACAAACCGAAUGCUAAGCACUUCUUAGCGUGUCUUGGCUGAUUGCCUGGUGUUGUAAAACCUAAUGGUUUGUUGAUUAAACACAUGAGUACUUACAAUUACUUUAGAUUUAUUUUAUUCUAAUAUUUCUAAAUAAAAAAAGAUUUGCCAUUAAAUCCAA
Molecule: messenger RNA, 1534 nt
Organism: Silurus meridionalis
Lineage: Eukaryota; Metazoa; Chordata; Actinopteri; Siluriformes; Siluridae
Gene: sla1a
Product: Src like adaptor 1a
Exons: 8
Coding region: 187-1011 (274 amino acids)
Molecular function (GO): protein binding
Source: RefSeq, a predicted model, not a curated record